Messenger RNA from Vavraia culicis subsp. floridensis, 1567 nucleotides. RefSeq lists its product as uncharacterized. The transcript has a single exon. Gene Ontology annotation, molecular function: structural constituent of nuclear pore. Gene Ontology annotation, cellular component: nuclear pore. Bases 1 to 1539 code for a protein of 512 amino acids. The record is from RefSeq and is a predicted model, not a curated record. NCBI's taxonomy places the organism in Eukaryota, Fungi, Microsporidia, Pleistophoridae. Gene Ontology annotation, biological process: nucleocytoplasmic transport.
AUGAGUCAAAACGACAGAAAACCAUUUUCAUAUUUCGGCUCGCAGCCGUCACAGAGCUACCAGACACCUUUCCUCUCCAACUAUUCAAACGCCAACAGAAAUACCGGUUUAUUCGAGCAGAAGGGUACCGCUGAUGCGAUGACUAAUGCCCAAUCGAAUUUGGGCACUGACGGACUUUUUAAAAGUGGUUUUGGUGCUGGCACCAAUCCUUUCUCUACGACCAAUAACUAUUUCUCUGCGGAUAAUAAGACUGGCACUUACCAGCCUACAACGAAUUUCGGAGUGUCGGGAACUCGAUAUACACCAUUGACAGGUAGCACUACGUACGAUACACCGGGUUAUUCAUCGUUUAAAGCACCAUCUGCCACCACGUACGACUAUACCAAACCGUCAUGGCUUGCAUCAUCAGAAAAGCGCGGGUCAUCAGUUGAGACGUACAAGAAGACGCACACCCGAGAUGAUUCUAUGAGUUUGGUUGAGUUGGUCGAUAUAACGGCCAUGAAUUGCUAUAAUGGUAAGAGCGUUGAUGAGAUUCGCCACGAAGACUACGAACUGGGAAGGAAGAGAGCAGUCUCGAAGCUUUCAACAACCGGUACCGGAUUGUUUGGUGGUAUCUCCAACACUGGAUCGGCGCAGCCAGCGAGCGCAGCACAGCCGAGCUUUUUACAGGGCUUGUCCUCCACAGCACCGGGCAAUACCAUUGGUUCUGCAACGAGCAGUGCAUACAAUCCUAUAUCAGCGCCGAGUAGUUUUUUGCAGAGCAACAGGCCUGCCGAUACAGCUGUCCAGCCCACACAGAGCAUACCGUUCCAGUCACAGAGUAUUGCGAGUCAGCCAAUGCAAACUCAGUCCUUCCAUGGACCGACUGCCAGUUUUCUACAACCCGCACCAACACAGCCCUCUUUCAUGAAUACUCAACCUGCAAUAAGCAGCUCAAACGUACAGCCAUCCACAUUUGUUCAGCAGCCCGCUCCGUACACACCACAGCCGUAUUACACAUCUGUACCGCCCGUUAGUGGGCCAGCUGUACAGCCCACGGUGUGCAAUUACAAUUUGAAUGAUCCUUAUCUGUUCGAGGGACUGACAUUCGAACACAUAGAAAAGCCGAGUAUCAAAUUGAAGAAGAACUUUUACAAAAGCAUUUUUAACGUACGUGAGCCCGACAAUAAGCCGUUCAUACGGAUGAACAAGCAUGCAAAUGCCAAACCAUACAGCAUACCUAAAUAUGAAGACGUGGUGGAGCAGAGCCAGGUGUCAAAUCCGAGCAUAGUGUUUCCCGGUAAAGGAAAGAUAGAGUUUUUGGAAAGUAUGGAUCCGUAUCUGCUGAGAGAGGAUAGCAUUCAGAGGUACGUAUUUGAUAGCAGAGGCGUUUCGAGCGUGUUGGGUAAGAGGGCACGUGUUUACGUUGAGAAUGUAAAGCCUGCCAGACGGGAGAAUGUGGAGCGGUUUAUUUAUGAGCUUAAGAAUGACAGGCACAAGAGAUUUGUGGACUAUAACGUGGAAGAUGGCAUUUAUGUGUACGAGAGUGAUAAGGUUUAAGGCUUGUGAUUGUUUAAAUAAAGACGCA